AAUUGUUUCUCUUUUGGAUGUCGGCAUGACAUUACCUUUUUAUUUCUCUUUUGCAUGGUGGCAUGACAUUACCUUUUUAUUUCUCCUUUGCAUGGUGGCAUGACAUUACCUUUUUAUUUCUCUUUUGCAUGGUGGCAUGACAUUACCUUUUUAUUUCUCUUUUGCAUGGUGGCAUGGCCUUUUUAUUGUAAACAUUAGCAACUGAGUACAUCACUUUUUGGAGAGGACGUGCAUUUAUCGCCAGGAAAUAAUUAUUUAAUCAGCACCAUCUAGUGGUAAAUAGAAAGUACGGCAUCCGUAGUCUGUCGCUUUGCAUUGACGUAGAACACAUGCGUUUUCCAGCAUGGCGACAUCCAUAGUGUAAAGCAACGGGCAAGGACCGAAAGCGUAAGUUAAUGACAUUUCAAAAAAAUAGGUGAUCUAUUUACAACGUCUUCUAUACGCUAUCUGCCAUUACCUCCUGAAAUGUAAACGCGCUGUCAAUUUUGUUCAUGAUUCUUGAUAUAAAUGUAUAGUAUACUGUAUAUUUAUAAUUACUCUCGUCUCUGCCUUCUCUCAUUUGUGAAGGACCGGACUUUUCAAAUGUGGGUUAUUAUUCUCCAUCAAAGUUCGUUGUGAAAUCGAAUCACUGUCAGCAUCAUAUGUCACUUGUCAAGUGUCACUUAGUGAUUUGAAAAAGCAUUGAACACUGAAUGCAACAUGCUGGUGUCAUGAAAACACUGUCUACAUGGUACCAAUUCAGCACACACAGUUUUACUCCACUUCGCACUGAUGUCUGUUGGAUUUCAGUUAGGUGGGUCUCUUUUCACACAAAGACUGGUGCGGAUAUGUGUCACCUGCAUUGGCCAGCAGGGAUACAGGCAGCUCCUUCCCAAAAGUCGACUCCCUACAUGUGCACUGUACACAAGGAGCUUUGGGACUGAUCCUAAGGGGGAGAAAGGGGAAAAUGAGAACGGGAGCAAAACAACAGACAACCUUGACCCCUCACCCCAGACUCUAACCCCUAUGCACACCCAGGGAAGAGGUUUGUUUGGUAAAAGGCGACCACUCUCACCCUUGGAGAGGAUUAGCCGCCUUUUGCCUCAGGACUCACUAGCCCCAGAAUUGUUGGCGCUGAGAGAGGAGGAGAACCCGGAAGUGGAACAGGGGGAACCUGAUGGGGUUGGGGUUCAAAAAGACCACAACACUUCAGCAGCCUCGGUGACUGAGACUAAGACCCACAGCUCACAAGGAGAAGUAGAAAGUGCAGAACCACAGGUGCACAUAGGACAUGACACAGUUAGACCGAGAGAAGAAAAAGAGGAGGGUACUGUCAUUGAUAACACAGUACUAGAGCCAAAUGGUUGCCCGAUUCUCAGCGAGGUAACAAAUUAUUCACUAGAGGAGGGAUACGUGACUCCUAUGACUCCCACCCUUCUUCCCGGGGAGCAUUUACUUACUUUUGGGGAACUGCUGUUGGCGGAGUACCGGAAGAAGGGCCGCGUGGAGUUUAGGAAGAUGUUUCAGCUGCAGGAUGGGCAACGUCUCCAGAGCAGUUGGGGCACCAUCGGACACAGUGACAUCGUCGGCCGCCACGCAGGAGACUUCAUUCGGACCAUCCACGGGACACCCAUCCUUAUACGGCGGCCCAACCUGGAGGAAUACGUGCUUUAUAUGAAGAGGGGGCCGGCAAUCGCCUAUCCAAAGGAUGCCAGUAUGAUGCUGAUGAUGAUGGACGUCACAGAGGGAGACUGUGUGUUGGAGUCAGGCUCCGGGUCAGGGGCCAUGUCGCUUUUCCUGUCCCGAGCUGUGGGCUCCAAGGGCAGUGUUAUGAGUGUGGAAAUCAGGGAGGACCACCACAGACGAGCCGUGCUCAACUACAACCGCUGGUGUUCCUCCUGGAUCCUGCGGCGAGGAGAGGAAUGGCCCGACAACGUCCAGUUUCAUAACUCUGACCUGCAGGGUGCAUCCUUGCUCCUCGCCGGGCGAGGGUUUCACUCUAUUGCUCUGGAUAUGAUAAACCCUCAAUUGGUUUUGCCCACUGUGACUCCACAUCUCCAUCCUGGAGCAGUUUGUGCUGUCUACCUAGCCAAUAUAACGCAGGUCAUUGAUCUACUGGAGGGCCUCCGAUGCUCUGCCCUCCCCCUGCUGUGUGAACGCAUCAUCGAAGUGCAGCUCAGGGAUUGGCUGUUGGCUCCGGCAAUCCAGAAAGAUGGGCGGUUCUGCCGCAGGAAAGCUCCUCCCUCAGCGAGAAAUCAGGAGGAAGGGGAGAAUAACAAGUCGGAUGAAGAAAAAGAAUACACAAGCAGUCCGGAACCCGCACCAUAUGGGAGUGUCCCUUACAUUGCUCGACCUCACCCGGAGCAAGCUAGCCACACAGCAUUCCUGGUGAAACUGAGGAAGAGUCAGGAGUAGCUCGCCUCCGAAGACCCAUCAGAGGAGCGAUAGGGUGUAUUAUAGUCAUAAAUAAAAUGUGAUUUGGCACUGCAGAGGAAAAUGUAUAAUCAGUCUAGAAAUUGAAAUUCAUACUGCUUGACAACACACCAAAUAUAAAGACUUAAUAAAACACCAAACUAAGGG
Molecule: messenger RNA, 2559 nt
Organism: Oncorhynchus tshawytscha (Chinook salmon)
Lineage: Eukaryota; Metazoa; Chordata; Actinopteri; Salmoniformes; Salmonidae
Gene: trmt61b
Product: tRNA methyltransferase 61B
Exons: 7
Coding region: 772-2394 (540 amino acids)
Biological process (GO): tRNA methylation
Cellular component (GO): tRNA (m1A) methyltransferase complex
Source: RefSeq, a predicted model, not a curated record